AAUUGCAGAUGGUCAAUAGAUGAAACGUAUUCCAAAUCUCUGGCAAAGUUAGCCAACAAAGCUGGAAGUAACACUGAGAAGGGGACUUCUGCACAAAUAUUUGUUGUGCUGCGCCAGUCAUCAGAGAAAUUGUCCAAUAUACACUCUCACACCGUCCAACGUGUGCAGGACUUAGUUAAGGAGGUAGUCAAGUACAAUGAGGAUCUACAUAAGAAGUAUAAAGGGGUGAAAGAUGAAGAGAGUCAAACAGAAGAGAUUGUCAAGAGCAUUCAGACAACCAGCGGACUUGCACAGAAGGCCCGAGAAACCUACAGCCAAAGAUGUCAGGAUUUAGAAAAAGUAAGGAGAGAUGGUGCCUCACCAAAGGAUGUAGAAAAGGCCGAAGCUAAAUUGCGAAAAGCUCAUGAUGAAUAUCGAGCGCUAGUUGAGAAGUAUAAUAAUAUUAGGGAGGAGUUUGAGAAGAGGAUGACUACGUCAUGUAUGAAAUUUCAAAGUGUGGAGGAGUCUCACUUAGCACAAAUGCUACAGUUUGUGCAAACCUACAUAAAUGUUUUACAAAGCAACCAUGAAGCAAUGGGCCAGGUACACCGUGACCUUCUCAGCCAGUACUCGCAGUUCUCAGUGGAAAAAUUGCUUGACCAGUUUGCGCUUUCAAAACAUACAGGAUUAGAAAAACCAUAUGUGAUGGUUUUUGAAGAUGCUGGGUCUCUAGGAUCAGCUGUUUCUGGACAGCAGUCGCCCGAACCUGCUGAUCAGUCCAAAUCCUCAGCAGAAGAUGCAGGGGUUGGCGGGGGAAGCUCCAGUGGUGGCGUCUUAGCUGGAGGUACUGUGGUUGUCACAAAGUCGGGUCGAAGUGAACGUGAGUGGUCUGCUCCCCCCAGCUGUAAUUCAGGUGGGGGGGAAGGUAGCCAGGAUGGGGAUGGGGGUGAGAGGGUCACCGAGAGCCUCCCCCCUUCCCCAGCCAAGGCUCCCCCUGCACGUGUAACCAGUGCCCCCACCAGCCCUACUGCAGCGGACGAUCCAAGCCUGGCCCGCAGUGUAUUCCGCUCCUCAAAGUGUAGGGUUAACCUGCCUCUUUGUGCUAUAUCUUUGCUCUUAUUAGUGGACUUUUUAGACCUUGUGAUUGAUGAUUGCUUGCAGGAAAGUUUAAGUCAUUGGACCUUUGUAGUCACUUCACUUUGCGUAUGUGAAUGUUACAACAAUGUUUGGAAUAGGAUUGAUAAAACUAUUGAUUGUUGGCAACAUUAA
Messenger RNA from Penaeus monodon (black tiger shrimp), 1248 nucleotides. Its product is annotated as F-BAR domain only protein 1-like. The transcript is spliced from 6 exons. Gene Ontology annotation, biological process: clathrin-dependent endocytosis; clathrin coat assembly. Bases 466 to 1248 code for a protein of 260 amino acids. NCBI's taxonomy places the organism in Eukaryota, Metazoa, Arthropoda, Malacostraca, Decapoda, Penaeidae. Gene Ontology annotation, cellular component: plasma membrane; cytoplasm; clathrin-coated vesicle. The record is from RefSeq and is a predicted model, not a curated record.